Messenger RNA from Fonsecaea erecta, 702 nucleotides. RefSeq lists its product as hypothetical. NCBI's taxonomy places the organism in Eukaryota, Fungi, Ascomycota, Eurotiomycetes, Chaetothyriales, Herpotrichiellaceae. The transcript is spliced from 2 exons. The record is from RefSeq and is a predicted model, not a curated record. The coding region runs from base 1 to 702 and encodes 233 amino acids.
AUGCCGUCUCCCUCCGUCGCAUUCAUCCUGGGCUUCGGGCCGGGCGUCGGGUCCGCCGUGGCCAGAAAACUCGCCAGCAUCGGGUACCUCGUGGCGGUCGCGUCACGCAGCGGCAGCAACACACGGACCAGCGAAGGCUACCUCUCCUUGAAAGCCGACUUCGCGGCCCCGGACUCGAUCCCGGGCCUCUUCGCCUCUGUCAGGGACGAGUUCCAUGCGCCGCCCGCAGUGGUAGUGUAUAACGCGGCCGUGGGCACGACGCCUCCUCUAAAGGAAUCGCUGUUCUCGAUCCCCGUCGAAGCCGUGCGGUCAGACCUCAACGUCAACACCAUCAGUCCCUAUGUCGCUGCGCAGCAGGCUGUAGACGGGUGGGCGAGUCUGCCCCCACAAGUCAAGAAGACGUUCAUCUACACGGGCAACGUCCUUAACGUGCGCGUGCUACCCAUCCCGAUGAUGAUGACCGCCGGCAUGGGCAAGUCGGCGUCAGCGUACUGGGUCAGCCAUGCCGAUGCGGUCUAUGCGGCGCAGGGGAUGCGAUUCUUCUACGCGGACGAACGCUUCGAGGACGGCGCCGCCAAGGCACGGGCCAUCGAUGCCGACGCCCAUGCAGAGUUUUACGCGCAGCUGGCGGCGCACGAGGGGAACGUGCCGGCGCUUGCAACGUUUGUCAAGGACAAGGGAUAUGUCAACUUCAAGCUCUGA